This is a messenger RNA of Camelina sativa (false flax), 1073 nucleotides long. RefSeq names its product putative F-box/FBD/LRR-repeat protein At1g22000. Lineage: Eukaryota; Viridiplantae; Streptophyta; Magnoliopsida; Brassicales; Brassicaceae. The record is from RefSeq and is a predicted model, not a curated record. Gene Ontology annotation, molecular function: protein binding.
AGGAGAGCCCACAAGCUUCCCUAAGAGCCUUUACACAUGCCGCACGCUCAUUUCUUUAACUCUGUCCAACCAGAUCCUCGUCGAUGUUUCUUUCCCGGAUGCUAGCCUGCCAUCUCUUUUAUAUCUGAGACUUGUCAAGGUGGUGUACAAAGACGAAGAUUCUCUUGCUAGGCUUUUAUCAUGUUCCCCUGUUCUCCGCGAGCUGGAUGUUCAACGACGUGAUGAGGAUGAAAAUUUGACCAACUUUACCGUCAAAGUGCCUUCAUUGAAAGAAUUUACUUAUGGUAGGUUGAGAUGGGGCACUUAUAGACCUUAUGAUAGGUUGAGAUGGGGCAGUUAUCAGACUGGGGGGUUGUCGUUGGUGAUAGAUUGCCCUGCACUAACAUAUUUAAGGGUAUAUGACGAUUGGGGAUACUAUUCUAGUUUGAUGGAGAAUAUGCUUUGCCUUGAUGAGGUAUACAUCAGCCAUGUUCCUAACCCUGAUGGAAAGUUUCUGAGCUGUCUUUCUUCUGCCAGACUUCUCCGCUUGUAUUUAUCCGAAUCAAUGGUUGCCUGUUGUAAUAACGCCAUUAAUUUCUCUCGGCUCAUAGAUUUAAUCUUUGUUACAAACAAGCCAGUACAUUGGUUGGAACCUCUUAUUUUUAUGCUUCAAAACUCCCCUAAACUGAAAAUUCUUACGAUCGACACCCAUGGUUCUCCCGCAUGUUCGUGGAACCAGCCCAGUACUAUUCCCCAAUACUUAUCGUCUCAUCUAGAGAUUGUUAGGUGGAAAAGAUAUCAAGGAAAAGAAGAUGAGAAACAACUAAUGACAUACAUUCUCGCUAACUCCAAGUGUUUAAAGACAGUCAAGAUCUUCAGCGACGAUCUUCAAGAGUGCCAGAUAAAGGAGUUAGAAUCUAUGCCUAGGAUUUCAGCAUCAUCUCAGCUUCUUUAUUCUAACGCUAAAGCCGCUAAAGCCGAGUGGGAUUUUUAGAUUUUAAUUUUUUUUUUUUUUUUUUGGCAAAUUAAAACAGACGCAUUGGAGAGGGAUGUUUUAAAAAUACAUAUCGAAAUUGAAAUAUUUUUGUCUUAAU